AUGGACGACUACGGAGCACCGAGAUGGUCCUCUUUUGAUCGUCUCAACGUGCCCCACUUCAACCCACCUGCACCCGUGUUAUCGAUAAGCGGCUCAAACCCCACCGCGCACCGUUCCUCGCCCUGGAGUGCCGAUACGAGACUACGACAUCAACCUGUCAAAUUUGUCAGCAACGGAUCUAUCGAGCCCCUCAAGGAACUGGAACAAGAGAUCUUGCACAAAGCCGAGGCUGCUCAACUCGAAUACAAAGCGCACGACAAGUUGAUCCUGCAGUCUCGAGACAACGCGACACAGCUCCACGAGACUAAGGGAACAUCGCCAGGAAUUGACAACGAAACCUCCGAAAUGGACCCGGAUGCCACUGCUCUUCCAGAUCUCAAGAUCGAUCUCGCCCUCAAGCCGCCUGAGCAGGCGUCCGAGUCGCUGCCGUAUUUUCUUGAUGUCACAGGUGACAGAGACUUGCAGCACAAUGUCGCCGUUGGUUUUGAAUUCCGAUGCGCCUCGCCUGCCGCGUCCGACUCGAGUGAGGAGGUCAUUUUGUUCAAAGGCCGUAAUAAGGCUGCUCCUGAAGCUUCCGGCGGGACAGAGAAGCCAUUCAACCUACAUGGAAUAUGUACGGAGAUCAAGGCCAUGGAGCAGACCGUCCUACCGAGCAAUAGUGAUACGGAGGGCUCGGCAGAUGACAGUUUCAGCCUCGAGCGCAAACAACCCCGAGGCGCAAGAGCAGCAAAACGUCUUGCCGAUGAGGAAUUGAUUGCAGACUACAUUGCUAACAUGCGGGAGCAUGGCGAUGGCGAAGGCCUACUACCGGCAGACGCAUAUUCUCGACGAGACUUGGGCGGCUCCCUCAGCGAAUUUGAAAGUAUCGACGGGUCUCUCGAUACCCUCGCAGCCCAGCAGGCAAACUCUUUGUCGGAUGAUAGCAGCGAGGCGCAGAUAGCAACCAAUGCUGAUGGUUUGAACGACGCCAGGAUUGCCGACCACGCACCCAAAGAUCACCAGGCCGGGAAAGGCAAAGUCGUAUGCGGCAACAAUGCAGUUCCAGAUUCUCUCCACACAGACUUGCCUAGCCUGGGUUCAUUCGAUGCAUCUCACGGUGAAGAGGCAAUUCUACCCAGCGAAAUCAGCGAUCAGGAAGACGAUGAGGAUGACCUAUUUCGUUUAGCGGCAGACCGAUUUGCUGGUGAGAUCGAUGGCUUCGACUUCAUGGAUUGGGAUCGACCUGCUUUGAAGCGUAAGAAGGGCAAGGGCGCUAAAAAUAGGAUUCCAGUAUUCGACAUAUCUGAUUCGGAGCUUGAGGAGAAGAUGCUGGCGGCUUGGAAGAAUGACCGCGCAGAGAAGGCCGAGAGAAAGCGAGAGCGACAGGCCUUGCGCGCCCAAGGCCUACUUGGAAAGAACGUCAACCCUGAAGACUUGAGGGUGAAGUAUCCCCACGGCAUGGGUCUAGACCAGAUUGCCGAUGAACUUCGGACAUUUCUCCUAGGCACCAACACCAUCCUCACGUUACCCCCUAUGGACAAUCAUGCCCGGAAAGUUAUUCAUGAGCUGGCGAGCAAGUUUAACAUCAAAUCCAAGUCAACCGGGUCAGGCGACCAACGUCGCCCCAUGCUUCAUCGCACCCUUAGAACUGCCAAGUUUGCAGAGGAAGUGUUUGAUGCCGCUAUCGCUCGUGUCGGUCGCAAGUAUUUCCCCCGCAAUGAUACUACCCUCCGAGCCGCUGUACAAAAACAAUCAGCGCGUCGUGGGAGAGGCGGCGGGCAUGCAGGCGUUAUCUAUCGGGAUGGAGAAGUCGUGGGCGGAUCGGCGCCGGAACUGGGCCAGGAGAACAAGGGGCGGGCGAUGCUGGAAAAAAUGGGCUGGAGCAGCGGCACCGCCCUCGGUGCGCUCAAUAACAAAGGCAUCUUGCAGCCAGUGGCCCAUAUCGUCAAGCGCAGCAAGGCGGGUUUGGGAUAA
Molecule: messenger RNA, 1953 nt
Organism: Colletotrichum chrysophilum
Lineage: Eukaryota; Fungi; Ascomycota; Sordariomycetes; Glomerellales; Glomerellaceae
Exons: 3
Coding region: 1-1953 (650 amino acids)
Molecular function (GO): nucleic acid binding
Source: RefSeq, a predicted model, not a curated record